Molecule: messenger RNA, 1328 nt
Organism: Astyanax mexicanus (Mexican tetra)
Lineage: Eukaryota; Metazoa; Chordata; Actinopteri; Characiformes; Acestrorhamphidae
Gene: ca4b
Product: carbonic anhydrase IV b
Exons: 8
Coding region: 30-995 (321 amino acids)
Cellular component (GO): plasma membrane
Molecular function (GO): carbonate dehydratase activity; zinc ion binding
Source: RefSeq, a predicted model, not a curated record
UUCUCUGCUACAUCACGGCUGAGACACUGAUGACCUUGCAUGAGUUCUCUGGACACAGGAAACAAACUAGGAUGUACGUUUUUUAUUCAUUCCUUUUUCUGGCUUCUCUGUCGAGGAUCGCAGCCGGGGCAGAAUGGUGCUACCAGUCCCAGGUCACUUGUGAGCACAAAUGCGAAGGACCAAGCGAAUGGCCAAAAAUAGUAUCAGCCUGUGGAGGUAAUAAACAGUCACCUAUUAAUAUUGUGACAAAGAAGGUUAAGAUGGAAGGAUCCCUCCCAGCGUUUAAAUUUCAAGGCUACAAAGAGACGUUCCACAGUUUUAUCACAAACAAUGGCCACACAGUCAAGGUCAACUUGUCGGGAGCUGCUCAGAUUAAUGGAGGAAGUUUAGGAUCAACGUACAAAGCAGUGGAAAUCCAUUUCCACUGGGGGAAGAACGGUGAACAUGGAUCAGAGCACACCAUCGACGGAGAGCAGUACCCUAUGGAGAUGCAUCUUGUUCACAUAAAGAGCACAUACUCAUCUGUAGAGGAAGCUGUUAAAGACCCCUCUGGUGUGGCGGUUUUUGGAUUUUUGUACGAGGAAGCUGAAAGCUCAAACCAAAAAUAUGAUCCCAUCAUAAACGCUCUAGUGAAUAUCCCAUUCCCUGAUAACAGAACAUCCCUUCAGUCCCUGUCUUUGGACUCGCUCAUCCCAGACCAAACUAUGCUGAGCAGCUACUUCCGCUACGAGGGCUCGCUCACCACGCCCGACUGUGCAGAGUCAGUCAUCUGGACAGUGUUCGAACAGACCAUCCCGCUCAGCAGGAAUCAACUGUCUACAUUCUCAACUCUCCAGUUUGACAAUGAAACCGCCAUGGUGGGAACGUUUCGCCCGGUGCAGCCGCUGAACAGUCGAGAAGUCUUUUACUCUGGUUGCACUGUUGUAUCUGUUAACGCUGUACUGGUUGUUGGUACCAUUUUCACCACCAUUUUUACUCUGAACACCAUAAAAUAAGUUACAUACUGUACUAACUGUGAUCAUCUUAGUAUGGAAUUUGUUAUAUCAAUGCUUUUUACAUUCUUUUAUUCUUUGUUACAACAGACGUCACAUAUUUUAUAUUUUAAACAGUUUUAACAGUGUAUUUUUAAAUAAUUAAUUAAUAUAAUAAUAGUAAUAUAUUUACAGACUUCCUUUUAGCACUGUGCCUUUUUUAGUGUUAUAUAUUUCUGUAUAUUGUAAUGCUUUAAUGCAUUUUCUGCUCUUUUCAACAUAUAAUGUGCCUUGCUACAGUCCUGUUGUAGUGCUGUUAAUAUGGUGGACAACAUUAAAGUAUUGAACUAGAAAGUA